Anopheles coustani is the source of this 1932-nucleotide messenger RNA. RefSeq names its product thiamine transporter 2-like. The coding region runs from base 133 to 1512 and encodes 459 amino acids. Gene Ontology annotation, molecular function: vitamin transmembrane transporter activity. Gene Ontology annotation, cellular component: plasma membrane. The transcript has 3 exons. NCBI's taxonomy places the organism in Eukaryota, Metazoa, Arthropoda, Insecta, Diptera, Culicidae. The record is from RefSeq and is a predicted model, not a curated record. Gene Ontology annotation, biological process: vitamin transport; transmembrane transport.
CACGCUUUACCUUAGUGGCUGGCCGCCUUCUGGUCGCAGUGUACGGGCGGCAGUAUAUCCGGACACACGCAGGGCGUCUGUAACGCGAAGGGCCCAUCCAGUUGGGUUUUCGUAGAAGAGAAAACGAGCACAAUGCAACCAUGGUUGAAAAUAUCCCUGCUACUGUGUACGUUUGGCUUCCUGAAAGAAAUUCGCCCCAGCGAACCAUUCAUCGUUGACUAUCUUGCCGGACCAUGGCGCAACCUAACGAUGGAUCAGAUUGUCCAGGAGGCGUUUCCAAUCGGUACGUACUCGUAUCUCGCCCAGCUGGCCGUAAUCUUCCUCGUGACGGACCUGUUACGCUACAAGCCGAUCAUCGUCGUCAACGGGGCCGCCGGUAUCAUCGUGUGGAGUAUGCUCACGUGGACCACAUCGCUGGACGCGCUCAAAGUGCUGGAAAUCUUCUACGGCACCUACUGCGCGGCCGAGGUCGCCUACUUUAGCUACAUCUACGCUAAGGUGGACCGGGAGCACUACCAAAAGGUUACAUCGCACACACGGGCUGCCAUCUACUGUGGUCGCUUUUUCGCCGCCAGCCUAGCGCAGCUGCUCGUGCACUUUGAGGCCAUGGACUACCGGCAGCUAAACUUCCUGUCGUUGGCUGCCCAAAUCAGUGCCACGCUGUGGGCACUCUUCUUACCCUCGGUCCCAACGAGUAUGUACUUCCACAGGCGAACACUGACCGAGCCCACCGGUGGGACCCAUGAGGUGACCGGUGUUGAUCACCCGUCUGAUAAAAAUGGCCGAGACGAUCGCUCGGAUGAGAGCAGAGUGUCCGGUCAUGGGUUCAGUCAACGGCUCCGUGCACCUUUUAGCGUGCGGAUGAAGGAAGCGUUCGUCCUGCUAUGGUCACACUUUCGAACGUCCUACACCAAUCGCAGUGUGCUGCAGUGGAGCAUCUGGUACGCCCUGGCAAUGGCCGGGUACAUUCAAAUCCUCGCCUACGUGCAAGCACUCUGGAGUUCGAUCGACGAAACGCAACCGGCCGUGUGGAAUGGGGCCGUCGAAGCAGCUCUCACGCUUCUCGGUGCCAUCGUGUCCCUGCUAGCCGGGUAUCUGCACAGCGGCUUCCUGAAGCCCCGCACGAGCCUGCUCGCGCUCGCCGUCCUAUCGUUUGCUGCCGGUGGUGCGAUGUUUCUGGCGACGAAAACGAAUGACCUGAUAGUGUCGUACCUCGGCUACAUGAUCUUCUGCGUGCUGUACGCGUUUGCCAUUACGGUGGUCAGUGCGGAGAUAGCGAAAAAUAUUGCAGACGAUUGCUUCGGCCUGGUGUUUGGCUUCAACACCCUCGUGGCACUGUCGCUGCAAACGCUCCUCACGUUCUCUGUGACCGACGCCGAUGGAUGGUUCGCGUUAGACGUGUUUGGGCAGUUCACUGUCUUCAGCAGCUACUUCCUGGUACUAGGUGGCAUUUACACGGCGUUCCUAGCGGCGGAAAUAAUCAGCAGUAUUUUAAGACGCUCCAAAACGUAGAGAUACUUAUGCUAGUAUUGUCCGCGUAGCAAAUAAACGAUGAGGCUGAUUGGUUGGGAAAUCGAUAGUACAAAGCAGUUGUUCUCUGGCACCACUGUGAGACCAUCUGAUAAGACGUUCAAGGCACUCACAUCGCUGGCGCAGUGAGCCCACGAGAGAUGACCACUUAUGUAAGAACGCCAUGAACAAAAACACAACGGCAUACCACAAACAACACAUCCGGUGGUAAAAGUAUUGUUGUUAGAUGAAUAUUCUUCAGCCUAUAAACUGGUCGCUCUAUAUGUAAAACGUUUAACGUUUCCGCUAAGACCCACGAUUCUCCACUGUGAAACAAAAGGUGCCCUGUACUUUUCCUGAAAGGGUUUCGACAAAUAGUUUACAACAGAUAGUUAAGAACUGAUAUAUUUUCAAUAAAACAAC